GGUGUUGCCCAGCCAUGGCUGCCGCUAGCCCCUGGGACCUGGCCUCCGCGCCAAACGCUGCCGGGCUACUGCUGGGCCAUUUCGUAGCUUCAGGGUUGGUCACUCAGGAAAUGUUAAAUAUAUCUAAGAAUUCAGCUUCUUGCUUUGUGAACUUCUCCAGACAACAGCACAUCACAGAUGUUCAAGCUGAAAUCUACCAGAAAAACCUGGAAAUUGAGCUCCUACGACUAGAAAAAGAUGCCGCAGAUGUUGUCCAUCCUUCAUUUUUGGCUGAGAAGUGUCAUGCUCUGCAAAGCAUGAAUAAUCAUUUGGAAGCAGUGCUGAAAGAGAAGCGGUCCCUCAGGCAAAGACUGUUGAAAGGCACGUGCCAAGAAAACUUGCCAAUUGAAGCUGUUUAUCACAGAUAUAUGGUACAUUUGCUGGAGUUGGCAGUAACUUUCAUUGAGAGAUUAGAAAGCCAUCUGGAAACAAUUAGAAAUAUCCCUCAUUUAGAUACAAAUCUAAAGAAAAUGAGCACAGCUUUAGCAAAUAUGGACAUUUUGGUGAUGAAGACAGAAGAACUGGCAGAAACUAUACUCAAGUGGCGAGAACAACAGAAGGAAGUUUCCUCUUGUAUUCCCAAAAUAUUAGCUGAAGAAAAUUUUCUUCAUGAUGUUAUAAUGCCUCCUUUACCUUUUACUUCCAAAGUUAAAGUCCAAACUGGUAACACCAAGUGAUUAUCAACUGGGUAUUUUUGUUUAAUUAUAUAUAGUUGUGUGAAGUCCAUUUCUAGUGAGUUAUGGUAUUUAUAGACUUGGCUGCUAGCAUUACUCAAAGAGCCCUCUUUGUAGUAAGAUUCCAAGUUCAUUAAGACCAAACUGAAUUUUCCUUUGUUUGUCAUAUAUUUUUCAUUUCACUUUUCAUUAAAAAAUAUAGCUAUGAUGAUCUGUUAACAUGAGUGCCUUAACCAUAUUGUAGGCAGCAGACUUUAUAUGAUGUUUUUUAAAAAAUGCUUAUUUCUGGGAGUUCCCUUCAUGACUCAGUGGUUAAUACAUCUGACUACCAUCCAUGAGGAAGCAGGUUCGAUCCCUGGCCUCGCUCAGUGGGUUAAAGAUCCUGUGUUGCUGUGAGCUGCGAUAUAGGUCACAGAUGAGGCUUGGAUGCUGUGUUGCUCUGGCUGUGGCGUAGGGCAGCAGGUCCAGCUCCAAUUUGACCCUUAGCCUGGUAAUCUCUGUAUGCCAUUAGUGUGGCCCUAAAAAGCAAAAUAAAUAAAUAAAUUUUAAAAAUUAAAAAA
This is a messenger RNA of Sus scrofa (pig), 1273 nucleotides long. RefSeq names its product HAUS augmin like complex subunit 2 (gene HAUS2). Gene Ontology annotation, biological process: spindle assembly; centrosome cycle; microtubule nucleation. Gene Ontology annotation, cellular component: mitotic spindle microtubule; centrosome; HAUS complex. The record is from RefSeq and is marked validated. Lineage: Eukaryota; Metazoa; Chordata; Mammalia; Artiodactyla; Suidae.